UCUCGUGAAUCUAUCCAUAUAAAUAUAAUUUUGCUAACCAGAGACAGAACUUCGCAAAAUAAAGUAGAAAUUUCAGUGAGCAAUUUGUGUUUUAACAGUUAAAAGCUUAAACAUUAAUAAAGUAUCAAUACCAAUAUCGACAGACAAUAAAUUAAAGUGAGAAAUAUGGGUAAAAAGAAUAAAAAUAAAACAGGUGGAGGACAAAGCAGCGGUGAACCUGCACCAACUGGACCUACGCCACCACAGGGACAGCAGCGGCAACCACCGCAGCAUGGAAUGCCAACUAGUAGUGGAUCCGCUUCAGCACAACAAUCACAGCAAUCGCAAAGACAACAAGAGCAACGACCAAAGCAGCAGGAGCAAUUAAGUGGUCAACAACACCCACAGCAGCAGAAGCAAGCACAGGGUCAACAACAACCUCAGGGACAAAAACAACAACAGAAGCAAGCACGGGGUCAACAACAACCACAGGGACAACAACAACAAGAACAGCAAAAGCAAGCAAGGGGUCAACAACAACAGUACGAGCAGCAGGAGCAAACAUGGCGUAAACAACCACAGGGACAACAACAACAAGAACAACCACAACCACAGGGACAGCAACAACAACGGAAGCAAGCACGGGGACAACAACAGCCGCACCAACAACAACAACCACAGCUGCAGGAGCAAGCACGGGGUCAACAACAACCACAACAGCAGAAGCAAGCACAGGAACAACAACCACAACAUCAGAAGCAAGCAUGGGGUCAACAACAACCACAACAGCAGAAACAAGCAUGGGGUCAACAACAACCACAACAGCAGGAGCAACCACAGCAACGGAAGCAAGCACGGGGUCAACAACAACCACAACAGCAGAAGCAAGCAAGGGGUCAACAACAACCACAACAGCAGAAACAAGCAUGGGGUCAACAACAACCACAACAGCAAAAGCAACCACAGGAACAACAACAACCACAACAUCAGAAGCAAGCAUGGGGUCAACAGCAACCACAACAGCAGACGCAAGCAUGGGGUCAACAACAACCACAACAGCAGACGCAAGCAUGGGGUCAACAACAACCACAACAGCAGAAGCAAGCAUGGGGUCAACAACAGCCGCCACAACAACAAGAAUUUAAACAACAGCCCAGUAGCUCAUCCUAUACACAAUCUUCUGGAGCUGUCCCGAAACAGGCAGGCGAACAACCUUCACCGCAGAGACAGACUCCUAUUCAAACAGCAUCGCAAACUGCAUCAUCACGAUCAUCGCGUACAAGCCUUUCCCAGUCUUCUUCAUCAACUUCUAUUACAUCAUCUACGUCCCAAAAAAGCAUACAACCCGGCACUUUGGGCAUAAAAGGUGAAGUUGAAGCUAAUUAUUUGGUUUUGAAUUUAGGCAAAAUGCCUGAUAUAGCAUACCAUUAUGACGUUACUAUUACACCGGAUCGCCCUAAGAAAUUUUUCCGAAGUGCUUUCAAACAGUUCAUAAACACUCAUCUGCCUGGUCAAACCGUCGCUUUUGAUGGCGUUAAGAGUUGUUACAUGGUAGAAAGGUUACCAAAUCCAGUUUAUGAAGGCGAUGUUAAGAUAGCAGAUUCCGGUUCGAGGCAAAUACAAUUUAGAGUUUCUAUUAAACUCACAGACAAUCCCGAAGUUGAGCUGCGAUCGUUAAAAACUUACCAUAAUGAGCGUGUGUUUGACAAACCAAUGCGUGCCCUACAAUGUAUUGAGGUUGUUUUAGCAAAUGAUUGCCACAACAAAGGUAUACGAGCGGGUCGCUCCUUCUUUACGCCACCUAAUAAAACAAUGGACCUCGAUGAGGGCUACGAGUUAUACACAGGACUUUACCAAGCUGCUAUAUUGGGUGAACAGCCUUAUUUAAAUGUAGAUAUUUCACAUAAGUCAUUUCCUAUGCCGUAUGAUUUGAUUACUUAUUUGGAGAGUGUAUUGAAUUGUAAUAGACAAUCCAAUUUAGACCCAAGGAACUUGCAAAGACUAUCUAAGCACUUGAAAAAUUUGAAAGUGGUUUAUAACCCACCUCCUAGUUUUGGUGCUGGUCCACGCUCUUAUAAAGUAAACGAUAUCAGUAGAGAACCCGCUGCCACUUUGUCAUUUACCACUGACAAUGGAGAAAAGUUUACCGUUCAAAAAUACUUCCAAAGCCGUGGUUAUAAUUUGAGAUACCCUAAUUUAAACUGCGUAGUGGCGGGAUCAACAAUAAGGCCGAAUUAUUUGCCGAUGGAAUUAUGUAGCAUUGAAGCAGGACAAGCCAUCAGGAGAAAAGAUGGAAGCAGGCAAGUUCAAAAGAUGAUUCGAUUCGCAGCAACAUCGACAGAUGAACGUAAACGAAAAAUUAUGCAAAAGCUCGAGUAUUUUAAUAUUAAUGCGGAUCGCCUCGUACAAGCCUUCGGUAUUAGCGUCGGCGAACAAUUUAUAAAGGUACCAAUGAGGUUGCUGAAAGCACCAGCAAUUGAAUAUCACUCGAGCAAAUACGUAGAGCCUCGUAAUGGCUCGUGGCGCAAUUUACCGUUUUUGGAAACCGGAGCAGCUUUCAAAAAAAGUGGUCAUAAAUGGGCUAUCAUAUAUACUCCAUCCAGAUUUUUGAAAUAUCCAACUUUAAUGGAUUUGGCAAACAUGUUAUAUAAUGGAGCCAAACGAAUGGGAAUAAACUUGGAUGCCCAAAAGGACAUAAAAGAAACAGGAAAUAUUGUUGCAACUUUAGAAGAAUAUAAAAGAAAUGAUUACGAUUUGGUUAUAGUUGUAAUUCCCGGCUUUGGCACCUCGUAUGCUGAUAUUAAACAGAAAGCCGAACUAGUUUGUGGUCUUCUAACUCAAUGUAUCAAAGAGCAGACUUUAAAUCGUGGUGUGAACGAUAUGUUGAUCUCGAAUUUGCUGCUAAAAGUAAAUUCAAAACUAAAUGGAUCCAAUCACAAAAUAUCGGCUAAUCAUCACGUUGUACUUGACCACGUAAUGUUUAUGGGCGCUGAUGUCACUCAUCCAUCACCCGACCAAAAUAACAUACCAAGUGUCGUCGGUGUGGCAGCCUCGCACGAUCUAAAUGGCUCUGUUUACAACAUGCAAUACCGUUUACAGGAGCCAGCAAAAGAAGAGAUCGUUGACAUGCGAACCAUUGCUUAUCACCAUCUAAGAGUAUAUUUUCAAAAACAGAAAUGUUAUCCUAAGAAUAUUAUAUAUUAUCGCGACGGUGUAUCAGACGGACAGUUCCAAAAGGUGGAGAUGCUAGAACUUGGUGCUAUACGGGCCGUAUGCAAAGAGUUGCGUAUUACACCUAAAAUAACUUGCAUAAUCGUGGUGAAGCGCCAUCAUACUCGCUUUUUCCCUACAAAGCCGACUGGGGAUAAAUGGAAUAAUGUUCUACCUGGGACGGUAGUUGAUCAGAAAAUCGUACACCCAAACGAGACACAGUUCUUUAUGGUAAGCCACCAGUCCAUUCAAGGUACAGCAAAACCUACACGUUACAAUGUGAUUGUGGAUGAUGCCAAAAUGUCUAUGGACGAUUUGCAAAAGAUGACCAACAACUUGUGUUACAUGUUUCCUCGUUGUAAUCGCGCAGUUUCUUAUCCGGCACCAGCAUACCUAGCCCAUUUAGUUGCAGCACGUGGUCGUGUUUAUAUUGACGGACCACCACUACGGCGAGCACUACCUGAGGAAUACAAAAAGCGCUUGAUCAAUGAGAGGUUUAUGAAUACCACGCCGAUGUUCUUUGUUUAAAUGAGAAAUGAAAUUACGGAUUCUCAUUCAGAUACAUAAAAUAAUCCGAUAUACAUAGCUUAUGAUUAUUGUUUAUAUAUAGGGUUUUUCAGUAAGAGCGCUUCAACUUUUGAACUUUUUUUGAAUAAAACACAAACGGUUUGACUUUUUUAACUAUUUUUUUUUUUUAUUAUCGAGUUUGAACAUAUACAUUUAAGUAUGAAAUUCGAUUUCUUUUGCAUGACCACCGCGUGCACGUUUUACGAAGUCCAAUCGUUGAACCCAAUUUUCGACCACUCUUUUGCAUAAAUCGGCCGAAAUUCCAGCAAUUUGCGUUCAAUAUUGGCUCUAAGCUCACAAAUCGCCGCCGGUUUGUUACUGUUGACCAAUGACUUCACAUAACCCCAAAACGGGACGGCUUGUUAAAUGGACCGUAAAAUGGCCGUAAUGCUCUUAAAGUAGCAGCAACAGAACGAUUAUUUUCAUAAAAAUUUUGCACGAUUUGCAAUCGUUGCUCAAGUGUGUAGCGUUCCAUGAUGAAAUGUAUACUAAUGAAGUUUACAAAUGACAAGCGAAAAAUAAAAAAUAUUGCGUCGUUCGCCCUCCCUAUCGGAAAAAAGUUGAAGCGCACCUAUUGAACAACCCUAUAUAUUAGGCCGGGUCGAUUUGUGGGGAGGCAAAAAAAUCGCCCAUUGCUCUGUGAAAAUCAUAUUCUAGGGAUCAAAAUAAGAAACUUUGCCGAAGGAACCAUACCUCUAAAACGAAUUCUGAUGUCCCCCAAUUUGGGUCGAACUUUUUAGUUUCUUUUCUCAUGUAAAGGCCAAAAAUGGUGAUAUUUUGAAAUGAUUGUAUGGGGGACCCCCAGGGGAGUUCCAGGGGGUGUGCCACUGGCAUGGGUGGAUCGGCCGUCCAAAGUUAGUGGGGGUCGGUCAUACAUUUGGACUCGAUUGGAGCACUCUAAAUGGGUCAAAGUGGGAUUUUUCGUUCGACCCAAAUUGGGGGGCAUCAGAAUUCGUUUUAGAGGUAUGGUUCCUUCGGCAAAGUUUCUUAUUUUGAUCCGUAGAAUACGAUUUUCACAGAGCAGUGAGCGAAUUUUAAAUCGACCCGCCCUAAUAUAUAUAUAUAUAUGGGAAAUUCUACAAAAUAGUGUUUGAGCACCAAAUUUUCAUUUAGUUCAAUAGUUUUCCCCAAAUAACCGAUGCUUUUUUGCAAAAAAAAAACUUAUUUUAUAGUCCAACACACUUGGUUUCAGACGGGCUUAAUUUUUCGAAAGAAAUAAUAUUCAACUCCAAAUAGCGCUUUCUACCAAUUUGGCCUUUUCACCUUCCAUCUAAUUGGGCAGUAAAAAUUGAACAGGCCACUAUCUUUACGUUUAUCUAAAUUUUCAUAAACCACGGAAAUGCUGCUAUCGCAGCCCGAAUAGAGCCCCUAUAUGCUCAUAAUAUUAGGGCCUCAAAUUCCCUGUUCUCAAUUAUAAAGGGUCUUUCAAAAGACGCGACUAGUUGCUGUUUUAAAAUAAAAUACGUAAAUUUUAGAUUCUUUCAGGUUUCACUAUUUUUAUUUAAAAUACGGCUCCUAACAAUUAUAUGUGAAAAAUUACACAAUUUGAAUGUCUACCUUGAGCACGUCUUCAAGUAAAAUGCCCCAAACAGUCGAUUCAUGAAUGCCAAAUUGUUGAGAUAUCGAUACUGAAGAUUGUUCAGCAACACUUUGUACCUCAGCAGCAAUAUUCUCAACAGAACAUCCAGUUUUAGUUAGUCCUUUUCCUAUCCGAAAGAGAACCAGUUUCUUGAAAUUUGUUCACCAAAUUUGGAUUGUCUACGCAUUCGGAUUUUUCACCAAAAAAUGACGAAUUUUGAUGUCGUUCUUAAAGAUCGACCAUUUUCAUAACAAGUUUUAAUAAUUUGAAUGCGUUGUUCGAUCACCUAAAAUUGAACAUCUGUCUACUUGAAAUGUAUAAAAAACGUUCCGCAUUUUCGCUACUGGCAUCUGGGCGUCACUUUUGAAAUACCCUUUAGUUAAGUAAUUGGCCAAAAAAGUUAAUAAUUGAAAAAAAAAAAAAACUAUUAUUGAAAAUAACAAUUUUAACAAUAAAUUUUUGCACUCAGUUAUAUUUUUUCUAUUUGGCAAUAACAAGACCUUGAUAAAACUAAUUCAAUCUUUGUAUUAUUACGUAUUUGCAUUAUUCACACGUAUAAAGCGCCUGUGCUUAUUUGUUUUAUUUCCAAAGUACGUAAUAAAUUUACCAAGUGCUGUA
Messenger RNA from Anastrepha obliqua, 5953 nucleotides. RefSeq names its product protein argonaute-2. The coding region runs from base 166 to 3717 and encodes 1183 amino acids. The record is from RefSeq and is a predicted model, not a curated record. NCBI's taxonomy places the organism in Eukaryota, Metazoa, Arthropoda, Insecta, Diptera, Tephritidae. Gene Ontology annotation, molecular function: RNA binding; protein binding. The transcript has 10 exons.